Messenger RNA from Monopterus albus (swamp eel), 1499 nucleotides. RefSeq lists its product as uncharacterized. The transcript is spliced from 4 exons. NCBI's taxonomy places the organism in Eukaryota, Metazoa, Chordata, Actinopteri, Synbranchiformes, Synbranchidae. The coding region runs from base 807 to 1463 and encodes 218 amino acids. The record is from RefSeq and is a predicted model, not a curated record.
AUGUAGCGUCAUUUGGUUUUGCGGUGGGUGGGGCCUGUGAGCUGAGGGGAACGUAAACAGCUAACAUGCCCCGUCACCGCAGAUUACACACCUGCACCUGGUGUCGGUAAGCGUCAUCUGAUCUGACAGAGUAUUAGUUCUGGUGUGAACGCGGCGGUCAGCGCCGUAUUUCGGGUAGCCUCGGUGUCUCUAGGGAUCAACAGUUAACUUGGCUAAGUUAGCUCGGAGAGCUAAGUCGGGGCUGCUAGCUCAGGGAGUUGUGCUGGAGCAGAAAGCUGCUUAAUGCCGAGCCGUCAGCACCAUGGAGAUCUCAGGGGUUCCGCCAGGCUUCUGCUGAGGUCCGGUGUCUGCUGACUGUUUACACAACAAACCGAUAUAAUCCUCUGUCCCGGUUGGAGAGUGAAGAUUUUACCUGACACGUCUUCAGGCAAGAAGUCGACCAGAACUGUUUCAGCCUUUACUUUUUAUAUCUAUUUACUUCAUGAUGAGUGAUUUGACCUGUGCUGGGAACGUCAUGUAAACAGGAGCAUUUGCUUUGGCGACCCUGAUCAGGCGGCGGGCACACUGACAGAAACCUGGUCUCUGCUUACAAAGACCAGAUCAUCGGGGGUUGGAGCUUCAGCUGCUGCCUGUGAGUGUGAAGUCUGAACUUGUGACCACAGCGACCCUACCUGGCUCUGAGGCUGUGUUUCUGAUGAGCACCUCUGUGUCUCGAUUUAUUUUUUUGCACUUGUUGUUUGUGUAAAUAAGGAGCUGGUGUUUGUUGUGAAGCUGCCGAGCACUGUUUCUUCAGCAUCAGUCAGCUGAUGAUGGCGGAGUCCAGCCUGGAGCCGGCGGCAGCAUCAGACCUGCUGAUCGACCAGACUCUCUGCACAGAAACUGUCUCCAAAGAACCAAUGGUAACCGUGACGGCAGAUGGGCUGGGUAGUACAAUGGAGUCGGACGUCGGCACCCAGGUCUCGAGCAGCAACGAGGUCCGUCCUCUUCAUGCUGUUGUCCUGAAGGAGAAAGAGGAGGAGGAGGACACACCCACGCCCCCGGAGUCUUCAUCACUUUCAUCUGAAAAUGGGACGAUAACCUGCAUCACCACAGAAGAAGAAUCGGUGUCAACUCUACUCAGACUGAUCAAGACCGAAGGGGGGCAGGAUGGAGGCCCAGGUCUGGAACUGGACCUGGAGGAAAGCUCGUCUGUGGCGACUGGCAACGGAUCAGAGGACCGGCAGGAUUCCACAGACUCGGCAUCCUUCUCCAUCCCCAGUCUGGAGCUGUCAGAUGGAGUCCUGGCCACAGGAAACUCCCUGGACGUGGAGGAUGGCCUGUCCUCUUCCUACUCUGCUCUGGGUGUUGAGGGCUGCUCUCCAUCCACUGAAAUUCCUGGUCCCAAGGAUGACGAGACACUGGAGGUAGCAGGGGGCGCUGUGGCUGGAGCAGCUGUGCUCCUCCUACAGCCUCCACCUCCUUAGCUGCUGGCGCUUCGGAGCCUGGUCCAUCCAUGCCCG